Messenger RNA from Acanthopagrus latus (yellowfin seabream), 1182 nucleotides. RefSeq lists its product as uncharacterized. The transcript has 2 exons. Lineage: Eukaryota; Metazoa; Chordata; Actinopteri; Spariformes; Sparidae. The record is from RefSeq and is a predicted model, not a curated record. Bases 1 to 1167 code for a protein of 388 amino acids.
AUGGACAAGGCUUUCCUUGCUGCCUUGAGGGACAGAGGGAUACCUGACGCAAACCUUGCGAACAUGUCACAAGAUAAGGUGGACCAGGAUGUUGGCAAGUUGAUGGAUGAAGAAACCCUGUCAAAGUAUCUUCCUCAUUUUGGAGACCGUGUGUUUGCCAAAAAUUGGACUGGGUCAACCCUAGCAGAAGUUGAGAGCAAUGCAGAAAAGAAAAAGACACUCAUAGAAUGCCUACGAGCAAAAAUGAAACUUACCAGCUCAAGCCAAGCAACAACAAUCUCAUCAAAUCAUACUCGCCCAGCACUUGGUUUGGGAAACAAGAAUGCUGCACGAAAAACAAGAAAAAUAGAACUGGGUUGGAUGAAUUAUCAAGACGGUUAUUUCAGGCAGGUUAGACGACUAAUUGGUGGGGGCACAAGAGAGAUCAUUGCCAGGAAAGAUGACAGUGUGAACAAAAUACUAGGGGAUGGUAAGAAAAUGUUCUUUCACAAGGGGAAAUCGUCAAAAGGAAGAGUUGAGGACUUUGACUUAAGACUUUGUGUAAUGGGUUCAGAGGAGCCCUUAGAUGGCACACUCACAAUUGGGGCAUUGUACGAUACAACUCAUCAUAAAAUACUGCAAGCCAAGUCACCAGAGAGAUCCCAGACAGCACAGGCUCUCACCUCGCCAGGUCUUUCUCCCAAAUCUUCCUCUCAUACUGUGUCACGUCAGUGCUGUUGGAGCUCUAUGUCUUCUCUGUCCUCGGAUGGGCCUUUGUCUAACUCCAGCCCCUUCACGCAUGCAAGUGUACCAGCAACCUUGAUUUCUAAUUCUACCCCAACUUCUCAGACAUCUGAAGUGUCUGUGGCCCAGCCAUUUAAUCUAUCUCCUGAUGAUGAAGUUAUUGUCCUUGGUGAUGAUGAAGUUAUUUUCCUUGGUGAUGAUGAAAACCUUUCCUUGGAUGUUCUCUGUGACACACUGAUUUAUCAGCCUCUCCAUUCUUCUGAGCAGCAGCCAUCAGAUGAUGUUAUUGAAGUUCAAGUGGAUUCCAACCUUGCUUCCAGUACCAGAGAUUGCAGAAUAAUCCAGCAUGUGACACAAACUGAGAAUCCCAAACCUCUGACUGAAGGACAAAUUUCCAACCUUGUGCCCACAAACGGUGACUCAGACACUUCCAACACCACUUGAAGUCACAAAUCAGGA